CCUCACUGCGCAACUGUCAGUUCCAUCUUUUUACAAACCCCCAACAAUCCUUCCAUAAUCUUUUUUUUCGACAAAAAUCCGAGCUCAAAUUCAAUCUGUAAUCUACAAAGCUUUCGAUCAAUAGUUUACAAGACACUUCAACAAUCGACCCAUCAUGACAGAGCAUGUGGAUGUCCCCAACACAAACAAGGCCUUCGUGCCUCUUGAAAACAACCCCGAAGUCAUGUCCCACCUCGUCCACCAACUGGGCCUCCCACCCACCCUAGGCUUCACAGACAUCUACUCAAUCGACGAGCCUGACCUCCUCGCCCUCCCAGUAAUGUGGUUCAAGCAGACGAUCCGCAACGCCUGCGGGCUGAUUGGACUCCUGCACGCCGUAGCAAACGGCGAACCGCGCAAACAUGUCGUCCCUGGCUCUGAUCUGGACACUCUCCUACGUGAAGCGGAGCCGCUGGGUCCCAUCGCCAGGGCGGACUUGCUGUAUGAGAGUAAGGCGUUGGAGAGUGCGCAUGCGGACGCGGCGCGGGCCGUUGGAGAGGGACGGUUGGCGGAUGAUGAGGAUGCGUUGAGCGAUAAGGCGCUGGAGUUGGGGGUCAGGAGGUUUCUGCAGACGGAGGUUCGGGUGGGUAAUCCGGAUUUGAGAUUCAGUCUAGUUAGCCUGGGGCCUUCUUUUGAUUGAGGCUGUUGACGAAGCCUUGAUGGUGGUUGAAGUGGUUUAUCAUUGCGUGGUAUGUUACGACUGUGUAUAGUAGACAAAUUGGAAGGCUAUCAUGCCUCGCCUAAAGGCGUCUCGGGCGUUGGAACUGUCUUCCCAGAUAACCAGAUACAGUGUAUCAAUGGAUGUUGU
Messenger RNA from Aspergillus novofumigatus IBT 16806, 847 nucleotides. Its product is annotated as cysteine proteinase. Gene Ontology annotation, cellular component: cytoplasm. The transcript is spliced from 4 exons. The record is from RefSeq and is a predicted model, not a curated record. Bases 155 to 679 code for a protein of 174 amino acids. Gene Ontology annotation, biological process: protein deubiquitination; ubiquitin-dependent protein catabolic process. NCBI's taxonomy places the organism in Eukaryota, Fungi, Ascomycota, Eurotiomycetes, Eurotiales, Aspergillaceae. Gene Ontology annotation, molecular function: cysteine-type deubiquitinase activity.